AUGUGCUCAUUUACUGGACCCCACGGAAACAUAUUCAAUCUGGCAUUCUCUGCUAGGAAGCAGUACUUACUGUCGGGAGGCUCCGACAAACCAAUAUUCAGAUUUGAUGUUGCUACUCGCACUCAGCUGGACGCAGGGAGUUCAGGCUCGGCCAGCAUCAUCUACCAAGACCAUAGUGAUUGUAUUCGCGGCCUGACCUGUCACAGCCAACACGAGGAGCUUUUCUUAAGCGCCAGCGAUGACGGGAGUAUACGAAUGCACGAUGGACGAGGUAACGGAUUAUCCCGAGCGCAGGCAACACUUCAAGAAUCGGUCGAAGUCACCGACGUCCGCUUCCAUCCCACAUUAGAGCAUAAUUUCUUAUCAACGGAUUCGCGUGGCGGAGUACACCUACGAGAUAUGCGCAUGGCAUUUGGUCCUUUAACGCAGAGAACGAACGGUGGGAUUUACAACACAACACUGUCGAAGCGCGGCUCCCGCCGCCUCGGCAUGCCGGAGCCAUCGAGUGUGGCGUUCAACUGCGAUGGUGAUAUGCUUGCUGUCACCUUGCUUAACCACCUGCCCACGCUUUACUCCCUACAUGAAUAUCAGCCGAUAGCGACAUUUAGUGGCUUGCUCUUACCAGAUGGACCGCCUGUGCCCUCGAAUCAACGAACCUACUGCAAUACUUGUACCAUCAAGGCGAGUUUAUUUCGAAAGCACAUGGGCCUUGAGACGGAUGGGUUCUAUUCUGCUGGCUCCGACGACUUUCGUGGAUACAUAUGGAAAGUUCCCAAUAUCGCUCACCUAGUUAACCAACGAAGAAGAAUUGGGGAACGAGAGUGGGAUUCGCAGAGAAGUCCCUCUGAAAUAGCUUUCGUGGAGAGCGAGACGAAUGAUAGAUAUAUCCCUCUGGAAUUAUCCCAGCCGUACUGCCGUUUAACAGGACAUGAUUCAAUAGUCAACACGACGUUGUUUCACCCUUACCUUCCACAUAUCCUGACCUCGGGUAUAGAGAACCACAUCACGCUGCAUAGUCCUACACCUGCUUCGCCUUGCUCCUCGUCGUUACAACUCAGUCCGCCGGAUGUGCGGACGCUACCUCGUAGUGCAAUUGAAGGAAGACUCAUGACCAACGAUCUAUCUGAAAGGGAAACGAUAGGACUAUUUGACCAGUAA
Pleurotus ostreatus (oyster mushroom) is the source of this 1158-nucleotide messenger RNA. RefSeq lists its product as uncharacterized. The record is from RefSeq and is a predicted model, not a curated record. The transcript has 10 exons. Lineage: Eukaryota; Fungi; Basidiomycota; Agaricomycetes; Agaricales; Pleurotaceae. Bases 1 to 1158 code for a protein of 385 amino acids. Gene Ontology annotation, biological process: negative regulation of fatty acid biosynthetic process. Gene Ontology annotation, molecular function: protein binding. Gene Ontology annotation, cellular component: cytoplasm; Cul4-RING E3 ubiquitin ligase complex.